This is a messenger RNA of Trypanosoma conorhini, 375 nucleotides long. RefSeq lists its product as uncharacterized. Lineage: Eukaryota; Euglenozoa; Kinetoplastea; Trypanosomatida; Trypanosomatidae. The record is from RefSeq and is a predicted model, not a curated record. The transcript has a single exon. The coding region runs from base 1 to 375 and encodes 124 amino acids.
AUGGCGCCGGGGGCCGCCACAUCCCCCGCUGUUUUCUCGCAGCGGGGCGUCUCCCCUCCCGGGCGCGUGUGCGCCGGCUCCUUGCGGCUCGGCCUCGUCGGAGGCGGCCGCCACAAGCGUUGUUUGGGGGAACGUUCCUCCGCCACCAUCACGGCGCCCGGCCCCCCACCAUCGAAGGGGCUUUGGGGCACCGAAGCGGUGGAUCCACGUCCCUGUGGCGCUUCCCAACUCGUAUUGCCGCCGCGGAUGCGUGGGACAGGAUGGGGCUCGGCGGCGCCCCGGGGCGGCCCAGCCGACUGGCAAGCGGGACUGCCCUUGUUGCGCGCGACCCGGUACCUGGGCGCGGGAGUUGCCCGUCGGUCCCCGCCGAGUUAG